This is a messenger RNA of Cajanus cajan (pigeon pea), 2720 nucleotides long. RefSeq names its product Duplicated homeodomain-like superfamily protein (gene PTL). Lineage: Eukaryota; Viridiplantae; Streptophyta; Magnoliopsida; Fabales; Fabaceae. The record is from RefSeq and is a predicted model, not a curated record.
GCUUACUCCCCCAAACACUCCAACCCCACCCUCUCCUCUCACUGUACUCAACAACGACACAGAACGAAGCAGCAUAAAGCAAGAAAGAGAUAACACAUUAUCACACUAAUACUAUUACUAUUACUUAUACUUCAUUUCAUUUCAUUUCAAUCUGAAUAGUGUGAAUAUAUAUCAUAUCAUAUCUCUCGUAGUGUCGUACACCAUUACACCACACGCAUACAUUUGUACACAGACAUGGGACCAUUUCCCUGCGUUUAAAUUUUGAUCUUUUUCGUGGACGACAGGAUCCGACUCUGCCGCUUAACUCUCCAUAUCUUCGCCUUUUAUCUCUCUCUUCUCUCUCACUCUCUUCUUCUUCUUCUUCUUCUUUCUAACCUUCAAACAGUGUCAUUCAUGGAAAUGGAGGACCAUCAUCAUCAUCACCAUCAUCAUGAGCAGCAGCAGCAACAGUAUGGCAUCACUGAUCUGAGGCAACUCUCGAGCCAUUUCCCCUCCAUGCCGCCGCAGCCCACGGCGGAGCUCUUCCCCGCCGGCCACCCCAACCUGGCGGCGACGCAGCACUACGAGAUGAUGAUGUUUGGUCGUCAAGUGGCGGAUAUAAUGCCUCGUUGUCUUCAUGACUUUGCGUCCACCGAUUCCGCCACUAACACCACCAUCGCUGUUGCUACUCCCACCACCACUAGUGCUUCCACUCCUCCUCUUAGUUGCUUAGAGGCUGAAACCGCAGGAUGCAUCGCUGGAGACGCAUCCACCGGAAGAUGGCCCCGACAAGAGACUCUCACUCUUCUUGAGAUCAGAUCUCGCCUCGACUCUAAAUUCAAAGAGGCUAAUCAAAAGGGCCCCCUUUGGGAUGAGGUUUCUAGGAUCAUGUCUGAAGAACAUGGAUACCAAAGGAGUGGGAAGAAGUGCAGGGAGAAGUUUGAGAACCUUUACAAAUAUUACAAGAAGACAAAGGAGGGAAAGGCAGGAAGACAGGAUGGGAAGCAUUACAGGUUCUUUCGUCAACUUGAAGCCUUAUAUGGUGAAAACAGUAACCAAGCCUCGGUGCCAGAAACCAAUUUUGGAAGUAGCAGCCUUCGUUUCCACACAAGCAGCCACACUAACCCUUCUCAAACAAAUCAAGAAAUGUUUCAGUCUCAGAAGCAUUGUGAUAGCCUCAGUCUCACCAACUCCACUGACUUGGACACGUCAUCAUCGGAUGACAAUGAUCAAAACAGCACUGGGGGACUCAAGGACAAUGACUCCAUGGAGAAGAGGAGAAAGAGGGUGAGUGGAAGAAGCUGGAAGGUGAAGAUAAAAGACUUCAUUGACUCACAGAUGAAAAAACUGGUGGAGAAGCAAGAGGAGUGGUUGGAUAAACUCACAAAGACACUGGAACAGAAGGAAAAGGAGAGGGUAUUAAGGGAAGAAGAGUGGAGGAGACAAGAAGCUGCAAGGUUGGAGAGGGAACACAAAUUUUGGGCCAAAGAGAGAGCAUGGAUUGAAGCAAGGGAUGCUGCUUUGAUGGAGGCUUUGCAAAAAUUAACAGGAAAUGAGAUAAAGAGUACUCAAUCUCCUGAGGGUCUAAUGGUAACUGGAAUUCAAAACCACAGUGAGAACCAGAAUGAAGAUGGAAGUGAAAUACUAAAUAGCACUAUUGCAAGAGGUGCUGAGAGCUGGCCAGAAUCUGAGAUUACAAGGCUUCAACAGUUGAGAGCUGAGAUGGAGACAAGGUACAUCCAAAAUGGGUGCUCAGAAGAGGUUAUGUGGGAGGAAAUAGCAACCAAAAUGGCUUGUUUUGGUUACGAAAGGAGUGCUUUGGUGUUCAAGGAGAAAUGGGAAACUAUGAGCAGCUAUGCCAAGGAUGGAAACAAGAAGCGCAAGGAAAACUCAAGAGGUUGUUUUUUCUUCGAUAACAGUGACCAGUCUUCUCUGUAUAACCAAGGAGGUUCCUAUUGUGAUAUCAAUGAUCAAAGGCACGAGACUGGGAGGAUGCAAACAAAUGAUGGUUCUUCACCUUCGAAUUCAAAUGUUGGGAAUGCAGUUGCGGGUGAUAACUGCUUUCCCUUCUUGAUGGCUGAGGGUGGAAAUUUGUGGGAGAACUAUAGCUUAAAGGUUAAUAAAGCAAACCAAAACCAGUGAUGAGAGAGAAAUAAGGUUGACACUCGUUAGAGGUACGAAAAUUAAUUUCACAACCUUUCAUCUGAUCAUGAUCUCACGUUGUGUAAGCAAGAGCUAACUGAGGGUUUAUGUAUAGAGACUGGUGAUGAUAAUGUGGUCAAUCUUAUUUUAUUUAUGGGAAUCAACUAAGGUAAAAAAUAAUGUGUUCAAGUCACGUACGUUAGUUUAAUGAGGGAGAUAUUGGCAAAUAUCAAUGAAUUGUUGGUGACGAGUAAGACACUAAUUCAGGUGAGUUUCUCUUGUAGCAGUAGCCGAUUUCUUUUAUGCGUGCAAAUGUAAUUUGCAAUUUUAUUAUUACUUCAUAUGUUGCAUCUUCAAUGAUGUUUAUAUCAUCAGUUAGUCGCUGUCUUUUUUCUUCCUCCUUCCUCAUCCAUCUUUGAAUUUCUUUUUUGUUGUAAUUUUUUAAUAUUUAGCUUUGCAGGCCUUUUGUGUUUGAAGGCCGUGAUCUAGGUAGCAAUUUCUUUGGUUUUACAUAUUGGUCAAUAUUUUUAUGAACGGGAGAAAGUGAUGUAUUGAUGGAUAUUGUUACAAGCAUAAAAAAAAGGCCUGAUUUUUUUUUU